AUGCAAGCUCAUUCAGAAAAUCACGAUGUCAAGCUGGAUACGUUGAGUGAACCUAAUGCACACUUAAUCGAGGAAAACGUGGCUCUCCCCGAAGACAUCUUCAAUUCCUACUGGAGCUAUUUGCUUUACGAAGUGUUUCAUUAUAAGCGUCUAACGUUUCUGUUUCUGGCAAUCGGGAUUUUAGUCUUUUUGAUUAUAUUUUCUCAUAACCUUGCCUGCGUUUUGGUUUCUGUACUGUUGCUUAUUGCAUGUUUCAUCAUCGGUUUACAAAUUGCUACGUCUGGAGGUUUCUUUGAGCCCAUCAGUCAUCAGGAUUUCAUUUUAGAAUUGUUGGUAGAAGUUAUCGCACGCAAGCCAGCUGGAAAGGGAUGGAGGACUAUUGCAUAUAAUAUGAACCAAUAUCUGUUCAAUGAACGACUAUGGAAUACUCCGUACUACUUCUAUUCUGGUCGGGUAUGCCAUGAUUUCUUCAGAACGGCCGUCAAGAGAGUUCAGAAGGUCAAAGACCCGAUUUUGAAUCCGCACGCUUUAAAGGCUAUGAAGGCAGAAGAGGAGGCUCAACGUGAGUACUACAAAAGACAGUUUCCAGACGCUGAUUUACCCUGA
Molecule: messenger RNA, 606 nt
Organism: Saccharomyces kudriavzevii IFO 1802
Lineage: Eukaryota; Fungi; Ascomycota; Saccharomycetes; Saccharomycetales; Saccharomycetaceae
Product: DUP/COS family protein
Exons: 1
Coding region: 1-606 (201 amino acids)
Source: RefSeq, a predicted model, not a curated record